CUCUGUUGCUGUUCCUGCUGCGUAGACCUUUGCAGCUGCUGUAGUUUAAGUAGCCUUUGGCUGGCCUCUUCACGUGCUUCACUCACACUCGCACCGACACACCAAGCUUCUUGUAGUCGUAGCUCCUGAGGUCUCACUUGUGAGAGAGGACACGGCGGUUCAGAACAGAUGGCUGCUGCAUCUGCGUGCCAACCGUUUCAAGAAGGAGAGCAGCACCUGCCACUGCGCCAUGGUGGUUCUGUUCUUCCUCCAGUGAACAGAGGCACGGCUCUGCCUCUGCGACAGGCCAGCUCGGUGCCGCCUCCGGACGCGCGGGAGCUGCUUCCGCCGCCGUCGUCGUCGGGGAGGAGCGCGACGGAGGCGCGUGCCCUGAAGGUCCACAGCGAGGCCGAGAGGCGGCGGCGGGAGAGGAUCAACGCCCAUCUCGCUGCACUGAGGAGGAUGAUCCCUGAUGCUAGGCAGAUGGACAAGGCCACCUUGCUGGCCCGGGUGGUUUGCCAGCUGAAGGACCUGAAGAGGAAAGCCGCCGAAACCAGACAGCCUCAGCCCAUCCCUGCCGAGGCCAACGGCAUCACCGUCGACUGCUACACGGCCGGCGCCGCCGCCGGCGGCUACGGGAGGCCGGCGACGUACAUCAGGGCCUGCGUCAGCUGCGACGACCGGCCGGGGCUCCUCGCCGACCUCGCCGGAGCGUUCCGUGGCCUGAGGCUGAGGCCGACGAGAGCAGACAUGGCCUCCCUCGGAGGCAGGGCACGGUGUGAGUUCAUGCUGUGCAGGGAGGAGGGCGAUGUGGGGAGCGCCGGCCGCGUGAAGGCUCUGGAGGCCGGUGUCCGGCAGGCGCUGACCUGUGUUGCGUUCCCGGAGACGGCGUACGGAUGCAACUAUAGGAGCAGGAGGCAGAGGGUUUUGGAAUCGCAUUAUGCACUUGGUCAUGAACUCGGCGUAGGUGAUCACCGUGGCUGGUAAAUUUGGAGACCAAGUUAGAGAUGAAUGUAGUCUUUUUUUUUUGAAACGAGAUGAAUGUAGUCACUUUCAAUGAAUCCUACGCGCAAGAGUUUGUUAGACUUGAGCAAAAUUAAACAAAUUUGGUUUAAAACAUAACUAAAGUAACCCAUAAUUGCUACUUUUGUAUCGAUACUACUAUUUUUUUCUAGUCUGCGUGCAAUGGCCAAUGGGUAGGCAUGAACAUUCAUCGCAAAACAGUGGAAGCAUCACAUUAUUUUGCAUAUGUUGUCUUUGUAAAUAAAUGUGGUUCUCAGAUCAUGAUCUAACGGUCAUAUCUGU
Panicum hallii is the source of this 1284-nucleotide messenger RNA. Its product is annotated as transcription factor bHLH51-like. Gene Ontology annotation, molecular function: DNA-binding transcription factor activity; protein dimerization activity. Gene Ontology annotation, biological process: regulation of DNA-templated transcription. The coding region runs from base 169 to 966 and encodes 265 amino acids. The transcript has 3 exons. The record is from RefSeq and is a predicted model, not a curated record. NCBI's taxonomy places the organism in Eukaryota, Viridiplantae, Streptophyta, Magnoliopsida, Poales, Poaceae.